Aaosphaeria arxii CBS 175.79 is the source of this 1849-nucleotide messenger RNA. RefSeq names its product Metallo-dependent hydrolase. Gene Ontology annotation, molecular function: hydrolase activity, acting on carbon-nitrogen (but not peptide) bonds. Bases 38 to 1567 code for a protein of 509 amino acids. The transcript is spliced from 2 exons. The record is from RefSeq and is a predicted model, not a curated record. NCBI's taxonomy places the organism in Eukaryota, Fungi, Ascomycota, Dothideomycetes, Pleosporales.
GAGACAUCAUACAGAACCUUGCCUUUUUGAAUGUAAAAUGAGUUCCAGAUCGAUCUUGCUGAAGAAUGGUGUUGCGCUUCUUCGCGACGGCAAUGGUCGCAUUGUCCCCACGCGCACGUCUGUACUCGUUGAGAACGACAGAAUCGCGAAGAUUGCGAAGGACAUUGACGUCGGACAAGAUGCAGAUAUUAUCGAUUGUACCGACAAGAUCAUUUCGCCUGGUUUCGUAGACACGCAUCACCACGCAUGGCAGACACAGCUGAAGGGUCGGCAUGCGAAUGAACUGCUCCUCCAGUACAUGAUCUCUGGAAAUGCACAGUCUUUUCAGUACAACGAGAAAGACAUCUUUUACGGUCAACUCGCUGGACUGCUCGAAGCGCUGGCGGCGGGCACCACAACGAUCCUGGACCACGCACAUCUUACCUAUUCGCCCGCGCACGCUCGAAAUGCCAUCUCUGCGACAGUAUCCUCCGGCAUGCGAUUAGUGUAUGCCUACGUACCCAUCACUCGGCUCAAAUCAUUCAACCCCCUUACUUACGUCGAGAAUUCUCUCGAAGCUUGGGUCAUGGACACCUUCGAGCAACUCGCUAGCGAGGGGCCCUGGGGAAACGGAAGAGUGACUUUGGGAUUUGGUUUUGAUUCUUGGUUUUUGCCAAGGGAAGUCAUCGCGGACAUCUUUGGUAAGGUGAAGAAGGCGGCUGUCAAGACUGUGACGGUGCACUGGGCCAGCUCUCCCCAGAUCGGCGGCGGAGGGCCGGAAAGUAUCGUCAAGAUAUUGAAGAAACACGAUCUCCUCGACGAACGAGUAGUCCUGUCUCACGCGAAUGGUUGCACGAAAGAAGAUGCGGAUCUGAUUAGAGGCGCUGGUGCAUAUGUGAGCUCAACACCGAGUACUGAACUCCAAAUGGCUAUGGGGAGAGCAGUAUGUUUCGACGGUGCUUUCGUGGACGGUGGGCUGGUCGGAGACGAGGUUGGCUUGCAAGAUGUUGCGAGCCUGGGAAUUGAUUGCCAUUCGAACAAUGCUGGAUCUAUCAUUUCCGAAGCUCGACUGGGGCUGCAGAGUUCGAGAAAUUAUUUCAAUGAUUACUACAGACGCCAGGGAAAGACACCACACAACCUGCCGGAGAAUUUGUCCGUCGAAGCCGCCUUCAAUCUUGCCACCGUAGAAGGAGCAAAGGCAUUGCAUUUGGAGAAAGAGAUAGGCAGCAUUGCGGAAGGUUACAAAGCUGACCUUGUCCUCUUCGACGCAAUGAGCCCGAGCAUGGUGGGAGCAGCGCAGCACGAUCCGGUCGCUGCGAUAAUCCUACACUCCAGUCCAGCUGAUAUCGACACGGUAAUUGUCGAUGGUAUUAUCAGAAAGAGAGGAGGGAGGCUUCUAGAUGUCGCUGUCGAUGAAUUUGCGCGUGGCACGGUCGGGCAGGAGAGUCUGACAUGGAGCGAAGUGGCACACGAAGUCGUGAAAAGUCGCGCCAGGAUUCAGAGCGAAAUUGAGAAGAUAGACUUUGAUGAGGGACUGCGUAGUAUGAAGGGUGUGUUCUAUAUCGACGAAAACGUAUUCGUGGAAUAACUGCACAAGAUUCGACGGAGAAUUAGGAACAUUUCUGGCCGAGUAAGCACACAUCAACCGCGCAAUGAAGUUUUUCACUGAUAGCGAAUGGCGAAUAUGUCCCCUAAUAUGAUGGAAGUUUCUUGGCCUCAGUAAACCAAGUCAAUCUUUAUCAGUUUAUCACGGGUAUGGUUCCUAUUUAGAGUUCGUCAGCUCGAAGGAUCCCAAUCCCAGGGUCUCAUCACUCAGAUUUAUACGAGGUACCAACAAUACGAGACAGUCAACUCAUUGCGGCUCUGAACC